Messenger RNA from Papaver somniferum (opium poppy), 798 nucleotides. RefSeq lists its product as uncharacterized. Lineage: Eukaryota; Viridiplantae; Streptophyta; Magnoliopsida; Ranunculales; Papaveraceae. The coding region runs from base 1 to 798 and encodes 265 amino acids. The record is from RefSeq and is a predicted model, not a curated record. The transcript has a single exon.
AUGGCUAUUAAGCUUGACCUUUCCAAAGCUUUUGAUAGGCUGGAGUGGUCAUUCAUUCUUUCUAUUUUUAGAAAAAUUGGUUUCUCUGAAGAAUGGUGUCAGAUUAUUGAUCAAUGCGUUAGCACGUUGUCUUAUUCUAUUCUAGUUAAUGGAUCUCUUGGUGAAAUGUUUUUUCCUACCAGGGGUAUUAGGCAAGGUGAUAAACAUAUUUUCAUAAUAUGCAUGGAAUUUUUAUCUCAAAUUCUCUUGAAAGGUGAAGCUGAUAAUUUGAUUCAAGGUUUCAAAAUAAGGAAAAAUAGCCCCUCGAUUUCUCAUUUAUUCUUUGCCGAUGACUGUAUGCUUUUCUUUAAAGCUUCUUUCAUGUAUGCUAGAAAUUUGAUAAAAAUUAUCAAUAUUUUUGCUAAAGCUUCUGGUCAAGCUAUAAAUUUUGAAAAAUCUGGUUUUUUUACUACCUCAAAAAUGCAUCAUAAGCAUAAGAAACUUUUGUCAAAAGCUCUAGGUAUAAGAUAUAUGAGUUCUUCUGAGAAGUACAUAGGGACUCCUCUUUUUGUCAAUAGAGAUAAAACAAAAUCCUUUCAAUUUUUAAUAGACAAAUUUUAUUCCAGAUUAGGAAGCUCUAAAAAAACUAGUCUUAAUGUUGCUGGUAUAAUAGUGGUUACAAAGCAUGUUUUAUCUAGUCUUGCAGUCUUCCAUUUCCUAAGAAGAUUACUUCAAAGAUUGACACUAUUCAAAGAACUCUUUGGUGGUCUAAGAAAGAUCCUAGACAUGCUUCCAUUUUUCGUUCUUGGGGAGAUAUAA